CGGAGAGGAUGAAUGAAGCGGGAGUGGGCGCCGAGCGGCCGCCAGAGCGUGGUGAGCAGCGCGGCGGCCGGGACCUCUGGACGAUCGAACCAGCUGUUGGAAUCCCGCGCGUCCGUUCCCACGGCUGUCACUGCCACACCCUCAGCGGAGAUGCCCCAGCACUCGACGGGGGACAAGCCCCUCAUCUCAAUGCCGCAGCUGGUCUUCCCCGGCCUACCCUCGGGCACUGACAGCGAGUGUGACCACACACCCUCCAGCAGGCGGGUGUCCCUCAGUGCACCCCUGAGCCAGCCGCUGUGCCAGCCCGAGAAGCGUGGGCCCCAGGCAGCCCAGGAGGUGUGCUACGUGGCAGCUGGACAGCCUGGGGAGGCUUGCGGCUGGCGGGCCUUUGCCCCCGCGUGCCUGCAGGCCUUCAACACACCGCAGGGCUUCCUGCUGUUCCUGUGCGUGGCCUCCUUCCUGCAGGGCAUGACGGUGAAUGGCUUCAUCAACACCGUCAUCACGUCCAUCGAGCGGCGCUAUGACCUUCACAGCUACCAGAGCGGCCUCAUCGCCAGCUCCUAUGACGUGGCUGCGUGCCUCUGCCUCACCUUCGUCAGCUACUUUGGAGGCCAAGGCCACAAGCCCCGCUGGUUGGGCUGGGGCGUGCUGGUCAUGGGCACUGGCUCGCUGGUCUUCGCGCUGCCGCACUUCACCGCCGGCCACUAUGAGGUGCAGGUGGAUGAAGUCGUGGGGACCUGCUGGGCCAACCACAGCUCAACAUGCAGGGAUGGCACCUCCGGCCUGUCCAGCUACCGGCUGGUCUUCAUGCUGGGCCAGUUCCUGCAUGGCGUGGGUGCCACACCGCUCUACACACUGGGCGUCACCUACCUGGAUGAGAACGUCAAGUCCAGCUACUCACCGGUCUACAUUGCCACCUUCUACACCGCGGCCAUCCUUGGCCCCGCAGCUGGCUACCUGGUGGGCGGCGCCCUGCUGAACAUUUACACCGAUAUCAGCCAACAGACGGAGCUGACCACCGAGAGCCCACUGUGGGUGGGCGCCUGGUGGGUCGGCUUCCUGGGCGCUGGGGCUGCUGCCUUCCUCGUCGCAGUCCCCAUCCUUGGCUACCCACGGCAGCUGCCAGGCUCCCAGCGCUAUGUGGUCAUGAAAGCAUCUGAAACAUACCAGCUGAAGAACAGUAGCCACAAGGUGACCAGCAACCCUGACUUCGGGAAAACCAUCAGAGACCUGCCUCUCUCCAUCUGGCUCCUCCUAAAGAACCCCACGUUCAUCCUGCUCUGCCUGGCCGGGGCCACCGAGGCCACGCUCAUCGCCGGCAUGUCCACGUUCGGGCCCAAGUUCAUCGAGUCGCAGUUCAGCCUCAGCGCCUCAGAAGCCGCCACCUUGUUUGGGUACCUGGUGGUGCCAGCGGGAGGUGGAGGCACAUUCCUGGGUGGAUUCUUUGUGAACAAGUUCAAACUCCGAGGCUCCGGGAUCAUCAAGUUCUGCCUGCUCUGCACCCUGGUCAGCCUGCUGGCCUCCUUCAUCUUCCUCAUGCACUGCCCCGGGGUUCCCAUGGCAGGUGUGACCGCUGGCUACAACAGGAGCCUCCUGCCUGAAGGGCACCUGGAGCUGAUGGCUGCCUGCAACACUCACUGCGGCUGCCAGACAGAGCACUACAGCCCCGUGUGCGGCUCCGAUGGCCUCAUGUACUACUCGCCAUGCUAUGCGGGCUGCUUGGAGGUGGCCGUGUCUGGCCCGGGCGGCCAGAAGGUGUACCGAGACUGUAGCUGUAUCCCUCAGAAUUUUUCCUCUGGUUUUGGCCAUGCUACCGCAGGGAAAUGCACUUCAACUUGUCAGAGAAAGCCCCUCCUUCUGGUUUUCAUAUUCGUUGUAAUUGUCUUUACCUUCCUCAGCAGCAUUCCUGCACUAACAGCGACUUUACGGUGCGUCUGUGAUCAGCAGAGAUCUUUUGCACUGGGAAUCCAGUGGAUCGUGGUUAGAACUCUAGGCAGCAUCCCGGGGCCCAUUGCCUUCGGCUGGGUGAUCGACAAGGCAUGUCUGCUCUGGCAAGACCAGUGCGGCCAGCAGGGCUCCUGCUUUGUGUACCAGAAUUCGACCAUGAGCUGGUACCUGCUCAUCGCAGGGGUGGGAUACAAGGUCCUGGGCUCCAUAUUCUUUGCCAUUGCCUGCUUUCUGUACAAGAGCCCAUUGGGGUCUUCUGAUGGCCUGGAGCCUUCUCUGCCCAGCCAGUCCUCGGCCUCUGACAACCCCUCAGACCUUCAGGAAGCCCCCUCAGCUCUCCGGAUCCAGAGUGACAUCUGACGGCCCAGCUGCCCACCCAGGGGCAUGGACUUGCCACAUAGCAUGUCCUGGAAACACUGUCUCAUUGCUCCCUGGAAGCGGGGACCCCUCCCCGAUUGAGGCCCAGCAUUGAAGACCUGCAAAAAUCUGCUGGUGGAUCUUGGGGGACUGAGCUGAUGGCCACAUGUCGAAGCCUCAAGGGCACCGGGGAGGAAGAAUGCAAGAUGCAUCCAAGUGGAAGCCCCUGGCCCAGCCCCCCUGGACCUCGCCGAUGGAGCAGGGUGACCGGCUCUUGGCGUGGGAGGAGCAGCUGGCUUCCCGGCUGGAUGAGGCACCAUCUCUCUUUGGUCCCUCACUCUCAGCUCUUUCCCAUGGACUUGGCCAGAUGGCGUCCCUGGGAGCCUCAGGGUCCCUUGGAAACAUGGACAGCUGUGCUUGUAAAGCCACCUGUGCCCUCCUAUGUGACUGCGUCUGUCAUUGCACAGAAUGCAAAACCACCUGUGGACUCCAGGGAGCUGCUUACGUGUCCCCUCUUCUCUCCUUCCAGCGGCAGAUGCUUGGAGUGAGUGGUGCCCUGUGGAGAUGCUGAGCUCCCAUCAUGGUCUUAGAUGCCCGGGGCUCCUCACAGUGCUCACGCUGAUGCUGGCCUGGUUGAGGCCGCUCAGAGGAAGGGACAGGGAUCCCACACUGUGGACAAGCUGGUGCCUUGAGGCUCCUGGGUGGGUCCAUGGCAUUUUUCAGGCAGCCUGCCUUGAUGUCCCACAUUUCUCCUGAUAAAAAGGAGACCCGGGGGCUGUGUCCUGGGGAACUUCUCUUUCAGGUGUUGUUGUAAACCUGCUGUCACCUCCUGUCCUCAGGCUCAUAACCCUACAGCGGGACAGGAGCAACCUAAGAAUGUAGCUAUGGACCCAUAUUGUGCAAAGCACUUAUUUAUAGAAUUUGUUUUUACUUGACCAUUUGCUGAGCACUUGUGAAUUCUACCCGGAGGGCAUUGGGACUUGUGUGGAAUGUUUACUGUCCAUGUCCUCUGUUAAAAUUGUAUGUAUGUAAAUAUAUUUUAAUAUUUAAAGCAUAUAUUCCUUCCCAGUGUGUUUUAUAACCAUAAAUCU
This is a messenger RNA of Capra hircus (goat), 3395 nucleotides long. RefSeq names its product solute carrier organic anion transporter family member 4A1 (gene SLCO4A1). Bases 13 to 2307 code for a protein of 764 amino acids. Gene Ontology annotation, biological process: sodium-independent organic anion transport; transmembrane transport. The transcript is spliced from 12 exons. Gene Ontology annotation, molecular function: protein binding. Gene Ontology annotation, cellular component: membrane. NCBI's taxonomy places the organism in Eukaryota, Metazoa, Chordata, Mammalia, Artiodactyla, Bovidae. The record is from RefSeq and is a predicted model, not a curated record.